GUCCUCAAUCCUCAUCCGCACCACAAGUCCACAACAAAGUCAAGUCAACUUAAAACAUUGCUGCCCCGCCGCCCAAGUAGAAAACAAAGGAAGCAAAAAUCACCUACACCUACUACCAAAGGCUUAUUCCAUUUCCAUCUCCAAAACAAACUCCAUUACUAAUUAGUUCCAUCAAAGAAAGCUUUCUUGAUUCAGCCAUGGCGGAAUCACUAAUCAAAGUCGAAACCACUUCAACCCACAGAAUCAAACCCUCCAUCCCAACUCCAAGCCACCUCGAAACCUUCAACCUCUUCCUCCUCGAUCAGCUCUCCCCUGUCGCCUAUGCCAGCCUCGUCCUCUUCUACACCACCAAAUCUCCAAUAAUCGAUCUCAAACCAUCUCUCUCGCAAGCUCUAACCCAGUUCUACCCACUCGCAGGAAGAAUCAACGACGAAUCAGGAUCAUCAAUCCACUGCAACGACCAAGGAGCAAUCUUCAUCGAAUCUCAAUCCAAUUGCUUCCUCUCUCAAGUCCUCCAAAACCCUGAUCCCAAUCUGGUCAGAAGGCUAAUCCCAGUCGAGACCGAAGCCCAUGAAGAAGCCUACAACGGCAGCCCUCUGUUAAUCCAGGUAACUUCCUUCGCAUGCGACAAUGGAUUCUCUAUUGGGGUAUGCCUUUCUCAGAAAGUCGGUGACGCCACAACUCUAGUUAGCUUCAUCAGAACCUGGGCUGAACUGGCUUCCGGGAAAUUCGAUCGGAACUGUCAAAAGUUUCCGCCUCUAUCGAAUUCAGCUUCCUCAAUUUUCCCGCCAAGGAAACUCUCGUUCACUAGAAAACCCUCUGUAAAUUUCGAGGAGAAAUGCGUGACGAAGAGAUUCGUCUUCAAUUCGUCGAAGAUCGCAGCUUUGAAAUGGAAAUCCGCGGCGGCGGGGGGUUGGGGUUUUAACAAAACCCCAACCCGGAUCGAGUCGGUAACCGGUCUGAUCUGGAAAUGCGCGAUGAACGCCGCCAGAUCGAACAGCGACCACCAUUCGAUUCUCUCAAUCCUAGCUCAAUCGGCAGACAUGAGAACCAGAAUUCACCCGCCUUUGCCCGAACCCAUGAUCGGGAACCUCGCGGGUUACUUCGCCUCGCAGGCGAUCGAGACCGACCUCAUCGAUCUGGGCAGCUUGGUCGGCCGGUUGAGGAAAGGAAUAGAAGAAUUCGACGAGGACUAUUGCGAGUCGUUCGAGGAAGCACGGGUUUUGCUGGAAGGAGGGGAUGUGGAUUUGUACGUGAGCAUCAAUUUGUGCGGAUUUGAGUUGUAUGAUGACGGGUUGGAUUUCGGGUUCGGGAGACCGGUUUGGGUCACGGUGCCGACCGGGGCGAGUUGCAAGAACUUUGUGGCGAUUUGGGACGCGAGGGAUGGGGAUGGGAUUGAGGCGUGGGUGACUUUGAGUGAAGAUGAUAUGGCGUAUUUUGAGAAGGAUAGGGAGUUGCUUGAUUGGGGGGUUUUGAAUCCCAGUGUUUUGGGGGAUUUCGUGUUUCCAAUGUCUUCGCUUUGAGGAUUUGGAGUAGCGGAAACUUUUUUUUUUUUUGCUUGUUUGGUUUGUUUUGCUGAGAGGGAUUUGUACGUUUGUGUGGAUUAUGGCUGUGGUGAAAGUGGCAGAUUUUAUUAGGUCAUUUGGACGUUUCUUCUGCUGCCCGGAUUCUCGCACACCAGGUGUUUGUUGUUUUGCCCCAACGAAGAUGAGAGUCUAGCGUUGGUUUAUAAUCCCACAUCAAUGUCAACGAGGUCCUCUGGAUGAAGCAUUGUUGUGUGGGAAUCUUGACAUUUUGGAGUAUCAUAAUUUUUAUGGGGGUGAUUGUUCUUGUCGAAAUUUGCCACAAAAAAGAAUUGGCAAGCUCAUAUUUUACCAACUAGUGCAGGUUUAUCGACUAAUCGCACUAGUCAACUUGUUUUUAUACAAAUAACCUAUAUUUUCACACAAUUAUGACAAUUGAUCAAUUAAUUUUGCGGCGCUAUUUCUUCAUCAUAUUUUCGUUACGUGAUUGUGUUGAAUCAAAAACUUUAAUUAUA
Molecule: messenger RNA, 2038 nt
Organism: Linum trigynum
Lineage: Eukaryota; Viridiplantae; Streptophyta; Magnoliopsida; Malpighiales; Linaceae
Source: the annotation of a GenBank genome assembly